AUGUGGGCGCUGUCGCCUGGCCUCCGCUCCCUCCGCAUUCUCUGCUUCGGCGACUCCCUGACCUGGGGCUACCACUCCUCUCCGCCGCCCCUCGACGGCAGCCCCAGCCACCCCUACAGCCACGCCCUCGCCGCCGUCCUGUCGCGCGCCUUUCCCGCCCUGCACAUCGAGGCGCAUGUCGACGGCCUGCCAGGCGACGUGGUCAGCCUCCCCGGCAGCCGCUUCCUGCCCCGCAUCGAGCCCAAGUUCCUGACCAAGGGCGGCGGCACGCCGUACGACUGGACCAUCGUGCUCGGCGGGACCAACGACCUUGCGCUGCAGAUGCCGCCCGAGGACAUCUUUGCGGGUCUGCGGAGCGUGUGGGCUGUGCCGCUGAGCAAGGGCGGGCGCGUGCUGGCCUGUACUGUGCCGGAGGCGGGCGGGGACUCGACGGCGGCGGGGGCGGGGGGGACCAAGGCGGCUAGGAGGAAGGCGGCGCUGAAUGAUUUGAUCAAGGGCCACAGGCAGGAGAACUUCCACGUCUUUGAUCUCAAUGCCGCGAUACCAUAUCGGAACAUGUGCGAGGAGGAGCGCGAGAGGUACUGGGACGACGAGAUCCACCUGACCCCGGACGGGUAUGACCUGAUGGGUGAGAAGAUUGCCGCUCACCUGGUCAACCUUAUCAUGCCGCCCGGCCGGCUGCAGUCCAACGGCGAGAGGGCACCCAAGAAGAGGAGACUAUUUAGAGACGAUAAUAAGAAUUUUGAAGAGGAGGAGGGCGACGACUCGCUUCUGGACCAGGGUUACUAUGUUGUUCGUCGGAAGGACCUAGAAUAG
Messenger RNA from Cryphonectria parasitica EP155, 816 nucleotides. RefSeq lists its product as uncharacterized. Gene Ontology annotation, molecular function: phosphatidylcholine lysophospholipase A1 activity. The record is from RefSeq and is a predicted model, not a curated record. The coding region runs from base 1 to 816 and encodes 271 amino acids. The transcript is spliced from 3 exons. NCBI's taxonomy places the organism in Eukaryota, Fungi, Ascomycota, Sordariomycetes, Diaporthales, Cryphonectriaceae.